This is a messenger RNA of Oncorhynchus gorbuscha (pink salmon), 2167 nucleotides long. RefSeq names its product autophagy related 4B, cysteine peptidase (gene atg4b). NCBI's taxonomy places the organism in Eukaryota, Metazoa, Chordata, Actinopteri, Salmoniformes, Salmonidae. The record is from RefSeq and is a predicted model, not a curated record. Gene Ontology annotation, molecular function: protein-phosphatidylethanolamide deconjugating activity. Bases 358 to 1548 code for a protein of 396 amino acids. The transcript has 13 exons.
GUUGGACAAAUUCCUUUCUUCUCUGACUUUCCUGUUUACUUUAGUUGUUCUUGGGCUGGCAAGGCAGUCAGUUUGCCAAGUUUCGCUGAUCUUCAUACUAUAAGUGGCAAAGAAAGCGCGUUGAAAUUGCUUUCCUUUGCACCCUAAUCAACACCAACAGAUCUGCGAAAAUGUUCCGCCUAAAAUGAGUCCGGCGGCUUCUUAUUGGACGAAAUUAGUUGCCCCGCCCAAAACAGGAAAUCCUAUUGGAUACUGCAAGGCGAUUUCGGCAGUAUUGAAUUCUCAUUGGCCGUAUGAUAUUUCACACUGCUGGACGGGCCAACAACAACAACAUAGAUAGGGUGAAGAACUGUCAGGAUGGAUGCAGCUACUCUCACAUACGACACACUUGGCUUUGGAGAGUUUGACGAUUUUCCAGAGACCUCAGAGCCAGUGUGGAUCUUGGGGAAAGAAUUCAAUGCACUCACAGAAAAGGAAGACAUUCUUUCAGAUGUCACUUCACGACUAUGGUUCACCUACAGAAAAAACUUCCCGCCCAUUGGAGGGACAGGGCCUACGUCCGACACAGGCUGGGGCUGCAUGCUGCGAUGUGGACAGAUGAUCCUAGGCGAGGCCCUGGUCCGCAGGCAUCUAGGCCGUGACUGGAGAUGGGUGAGGAGCCAGUCUCAGAGAGAAGACUACAUCGGUAUCCUCAACGCCUUCCUUGACAAGAAAGACGGCUACUAUUCUUUGCAUCAAAUCGCCCAGAUGGGAGUCGGGGAGGGGAAGUCUAUAGGCCAGUGGUACGGACCGAACACAGUGGCACAGGUACUGAAGAAACUAGCUGUGUUUGACUCGUGGAGUCGCCUGGCUGUACACGUUGCUAUGGACAACACUGUGGUGAUCGAAGAGAUCAAGCGGUUGUGUAUGCCCUGGCUGGACUAUGGUGGAGCAGCGUGUGUGGAUCUCCAGGGGGGUAUGUCAGAGCGUAACGGCUGCCUGGAGGGGGCUUGCGCCCUGGCUGAGGACGAGACAGCUCUCUGGAACCCCCUGCUCCUCCUCAUUCCUCUCAGGCUGGGCCUAAGCGAUAUCAACGAGGCCUACAUCGAGACCCUGAAGUGCUUCCAGCUGCCCCAGUCCCUGGGUGUCAUCGGAGGGAAACCCAACAGUGCCCAUUACUUCAUAGGCUAUGUUGGAGAAGAGCUGAUCUACCUGGACCCCCACACCACCCAGCCUGCGGUAGAGCCCUGUGAGGACAGCCAGGUCCCAGACGACACUUACCACUGUCAGCACCCGCCGUGCCGCAUGCAGAUCUGUGAAAUAGACCCCUCCAUCGCAGUGGGUUUCUUCUGCAGAACGGAGGACGACUUCGAUGACUGGUGUAUGCGCUUCCGAAAGUUGUCCCACACUAGAGCAGGCCUGCCCAUGUUUGAACUGAUAGACUGUCAACCAUCUCACUUCGCCUGUUCUGUAGAUGUACUCAACCUCAACCCUGAUUUCUCAGACUCUGAUAGGUUGGAGCGGUUCUUUGAUUCUGAGGAUGAAGAGUUUGAAAUUCUGUCCCUGUGAUGAUCGAAUACAGUCAUGUGUCCCGGCAGAACCACAACGAUUCUGCUCUGUAUCAGAAGGGAAGCCAUAGGGGACAGGAGAUAACAACAACAUCACUAGCCAAGCCUGGCAACGAUGGCGGAGUGAUGUGUCAACACAGUUGUCUUCUGAACAGCCACUGACUGCCCUGUGUCCAAUGAGGAGACUCCUUGCUAGGAGGUGGUGAUACAAGGGUAGUGGGAGCUUUCAGGACAUCUUCAAAUGUCUCCAUUAAGUCUUAACACUUAGGAAAGGAAAUAUUUCUAGUGAUAUGGUGCCUUGACCCCGCCCCCUCCCCAUUAAAAAGCUGAGUUUCCAUAACACAGUUGACUAGUGUUUAAUCCGUAACGGUUUACUACUAUACUUAUUGCUUAGGUCACUGAUAUCUGCAGUCUCUGUAUUAACGGAUGAACACCAACAUUUGGUUGAGUGAAAUUCGCUGAUCCAAAUAGAUUAUCUUGUUCAUUCGGAGUAUCGUUGUCACGUUAAAUCUCUCUGUACAAAACACUGAUUUUCCUCAAUUCACGAAGAUGAACAGACCCUUUGAAAUGUUAAUAAGGACAAAAUAAGAAAUAAAUUUACAGCUUGGACAUGUAUUUAA